UAAACAUAUUACAAAUUCAGAACACCCGACAGGAACCGGAGGCAAUUGCAACCAGGUUUCAAUUCGUUUGAAUUUUGCGGCUGCAGAAAGGUAGAGGAAUAGCAGUGCGAGAAUAAAAUAAUGUUGAGCCUGAGCAAGAAAUCCUUUCUGGGGAGGACGGCUAAAUUAAAAUAUCUACACUCUCUUCCUCGAACGAUUUCAGUCGUUUUUUUUUCCAAUUCAACUGAAGAUUCAAAACAGACAGAUACAGCUCAAGGUAGAAAAGAAUAUGAUAUUGCUAUUGUAGGAGGAGGAAUGGUGGGGGCUGCAGUUGGUUGUGGUCUCGCAAGCUUGCCCCUGACAAAAGCAUUAAAAAUAGCUAUUAUUGAUAGCAACCCGACCUUAGGAGUGAAGAAAAUCUUCCCCAAAGAUGACAUCCCUGAUCCAAGGGUCAGUACAAUCACUCCAGCAACAGUUUCCUUUUUUAAAGAUAUUGGAGCAUGGGAGCAUGUGCAAGAAUGCAGACAUGCACCAUUUGAUAAAAUGCAGGUAUGGGACUACACUGGUUGGGGUUACACACGAUAUAAUGCUAGAGAUGUAGGAAAGCAAGUUUUGGGAUAUGUGGUGGAGAACAAAGUACUACACAAUGCACUUCUGUUAUGUCUACAGGAUAAAGGUUAUGCUGAGAUGAUAUAUCCAGCAAAAGUAAAAUCUGUGCUUUCUCCCUCAAACUCUCAAUCAAUGUUGAAAUCAAAUUCAACAGGACAAGCAGACAAUAAUAAUACAUUAUCAGCCUCAUCUGAAGAUCCAUUGAAUUCCAAUUUCCCUCAUUCUUUGGCCAAAGUUAAGCUUGAUGAUGGAAGCUGUCUCUAUGCAAGAUUGGUGGUUGGAGCAGAUGGUGGGCGUUCUCAGGUCCGUUCAAUGACAGGCUUCCAAACUAGUGGAUGGGACUACAAGCAGCAUGCUCUUAUUUGCACUGUGGAGCUUGAAACUGAAAACCAAACUGCAUGGCAGAGAUUUUUACCGACUGGUCCUCUUGCACUUCUCCCCAUGGGAAAGAAAUUCAGCAAUAUUGUAUGGUCAACUACUCCAGAGCAAGCAGCACAGCUUAAAGGAAUGACUCAGAAUGAAUUUGUACAUGAAGUGAACAGAGCUUUACAGCAUGACUGUGGACCUCAUCUUCUGUCACAAAUCUCUGGAGUUCUAGAUAGCACACCCUCGAUAUCAGAAAUUUUUCAGGUCCCUCCAAGAGUAACUGGCCUGUCAACAGAACGGAUGUCAUUUCCGCUGUCCUUAAUGCAUGCACGCAGCUAUGCAUCAAAUCGUGUUGUUCUGGUGGGCGAUGCAGCUCAUACAGUGCAUCCUUUAGCAGGGCAAGGAGUUAACUUGGGAUUUGGAGAUGCUGCUGAAUUGGUAAGAAUUCUCAAUGAAGGCAUUUUGACAGGUUCCGACAUCGGUGAGAUUUCAUUAUUGAAGAAGUAUGAAAGAGAAAGGAAGCUUGUAAAUCUACCUAUGAUGGCCAUAUUGGAUGGAUUUCAGAGGAUAUUUUCUGCUGAUUUUGGACCGGUGAACAUGUUACGUGCUGCAGCAUUCAGUGGUGUUCAGUUUUUGGGCCCUUUGAAAAGGCAAGUAAUGUCUUAUGCUAUGGGUGAUCAGAAGUGGCCACUAUUUCCUUUAAAUCUUGACAAAGUUCUACGUUCUUGAAGCAGUUGUAUACUAUCCCAUGGAUUAGAACUCACAUUCACUUUUUGUAAAAGAAUGUAAAGAGAUUUUACUGUUUUCAGAUUCUCUUUGAUUAAACUGAUUAGUAUUUUACAUAAAUUUUCUUGUUUUCUGUAAGUGAUAAUUGUCUCAACAUAAAAUUUCAUUAAAAUUGUAGUAAAUUCACCUUGGAAUGUUAUGGUGUAAUUUCCACUUCCAUUUAGGGCGUCGUUGCAGAAGAAUUUUGCAGAACUAAUCAUUUGAAAUACUUGGCCCAUUAAGUACAGUGCAAAUGCAAUACAAGAUUAGAGGAUUUGAAUUUCAUCAUUUGACACGAAUAUCUGUAAAUUUGUGAAAAUAUGAGGGACCUACUCAUUUCUGAUAGAGAACUUGGAAGCCUCAAAAACGAAAUCAUUAAUCACAUUUUUCAUUCAAUGUA
Molecule: messenger RNA, 2119 nt
Organism: Cryptomeria japonica (Japanese cedar)
Lineage: Eukaryota; Viridiplantae; Streptophyta; Pinopsida; Cupressales; Cupressaceae
Exons: 9
Coding region: 121-1683 (520 amino acids)
Biological process (GO): carotene biosynthetic process; ubiquinone biosynthetic process; xanthophyll biosynthetic process
Cellular component (GO): mitochondrion
Molecular function (GO): FAD binding; 2-octaprenyl-6-methoxyphenol hydroxylase activity; oxidoreductase activity, acting on paired donors, with incorporation or reduction of molecular oxygen, NAD(P)H as one donor, and incorporation of one atom of oxygen
Source: RefSeq, a predicted model, not a curated record